Messenger RNA from Rotaria sordida, 852 nucleotides. The record is from the annotation of a GenBank genome assembly. Lineage: Eukaryota; Metazoa; Rotifera; Eurotatoria; Philodinida; Philodinidae.
AUGGAUUAUGAUGAUAUUGAAAAAUAUAUUCAACAUAUAAUCGAUAUAAAAGAAACAAGUUUAAAUUUAAGUAAUCGUUCAUUACGUGCUGUACCAUUUUCUGUUAGUUUAUGCUCAUUUCUUCAAAAUCUCUAUUUAAAUAAUAAUGAACUUAUUAUUCCACCUACAGAACAAUUAUCAUCAUUGAUCAAUUUAGAAACUCUUUCAUUAGAACAUAAUCAAUUAACAAUCUUACCAGAUACAUUAUGGAAUUUAACAUCAUUAAUACGUUUAAAUCUUAGUCAUAAUCCACUUGGUCAAAUAUCAUUACAAUUAGGUCAAUUAAAAAAUCUUCAUGAAUUAUGGUUAACAAAUAUAAAUUUAUAUGAUAUACCAUUAAAUAUAUUUAAUAAUUUAAAUCAAUUAGAAAAGUUAUCAUUAAAAUCUAAUCAUUUACAACGAUUACCAAUAGAUAUAGGACAAUUAAUAGAACUUCAUUGGUUAAGUAUUGAAGAUAAUGAAUUAAAUGAUUUACCAGAUUGUUUACAAGAUUGUUUAAAUUUAUCAUAUCUUAAUUUAAAUGGAAAUCAUUUUAUUCAUAUUCCAUCUAUCAUUGGAAAAAUUUCAUCAUUAAAUAUUAUUUGUUUACAACGAAAUGCUAUUGCUGAAAUAAAUGAUGAUACAUUAUUAAUGUUUUCAAAUAUGACAAAAGUUGAUUUAAGAGAAAAUCCAUUAGUUGAUAAACCAAAACAUUGGAAAGGUUUAGAAUUUAUUAAAGUUGGCCGUUGUAUUGAUGUAAUUUCAUUUGAUGAAGAGAAUGAUGAAAAUUAUUCUGAAUCAUUAAGUUCUAGUCAUGAUGACAAUCUAGAAUAA